CCCAAACCGGCUUGGAUAGUGCGGCAUGUACAAGUACAUCCCCCCGAUGACUCUUCUCUUUCCAAACUGGAUUUGCAUUUUCAUUCGCAUUCUGUGGUUGCGCGCGGAUCAUCAGUUGUGGCCGAACUGUGGAACAGGAAUGUUGCUGACUGCCAAGUGGGUUCUGCCGCUUUUGCUAUGGCUCUCUCUUGGGGGAUUUCCCUUGUUAAACGGCGUCGAUCUCUGCCAGCCCAUCGGUUGGCGGAAUUUCCAGUGCAACGAGGUCGCAUCUCUGCAGGAUCUGGUAGAUUUGGGAGCUGAAAACUGGCAUACCCUCUCUAUAAGUAAUGCGCAAACAGAAUUGGAGGUGGGCUCAGGCGAAAAUGCCGAUCAUUUGGCCAACUUAGUCGAGCUGGACUUAACUGCAGCAGCCCCAAUAAACCUUCAUACCAGCGGCUUUUCUAUUCUACCCAAUCUGCGGUACCUAAACCUCAGUGGCUGUGGUCUCGCUGAUAUCCAGGGUAACCACUUUGCGGUUGACUCAUCACUUCAGCGGCUUGAUUUUAGCCACAAUCAAAUGGAUCAUCUGGACCGGGACUUUUUUGGCAAUCUGAGAAAACUGAUUUAUGCGAAUUUUUCGUAUAAUGCCCUAAGGCAAUGCGAUCUGCCCCAUAUGCCGCUGCUCAAUCGCCUGGAACUGAGCCACAAUCGCUUGGUAAAUGCCACUUUUGGGGUCUGUCCACAGCUGCAGGAAUUGAUUUUGAAUAACAAUCAACUGGCACAGUUGGACCUGAACGCCUUUCGCGGACUCCAUGGUCUGCUAAACCUCCAGCUCAGCGGUAACAGGUUAAACACCAUUGGCCAGGAAACCUUUGAGCCACUUUCCCAACUGCGAAUACUAAACCUCUCACAGAACGCUCUUGAUGCACUCCGUCCGAAUGUAUUUGGAGCGGUGCAAAACUUUGUACUGCAUUUGCAGCAGCUAGAUCUGUCAGGUAAUCGGAUACGCCUUCUGUUUGACAAUCAAUUUCGUGUGCUGGCCAGAUUACAGAUGCUAGAUGUGUCCAGGAACAGUAUUGCCAGCCUAAGUCCCGGUCAUUUUGUGGGAUUGGGUUCUUUACGAAAGCUAUAUAUGCAGUAUAAUGCUAUCCUAGAAAUCAAAUCGGGAACCUUUGCCGCCCUGUUGAACCUCGACACAUUGGACUUGUCGUACAAUAACCUAGAAUUCCUGGAAGAGCAAAUCUUUGGAAGCAACACCUUGUUACGAAUGCGACGGCUAAAUCUGAAUGGAAAUCGUAUGAAGUACCUACAUCCUCUGGCUUUCUCAUCGCUGCCAUUUCUGGAAUACCUAAGGUUGGGUCACAACGAACUAAAAUCCUUAGAUGUGCGGAUGUUUGCACCCAUGCGGCGUCUUCAGAAGCUUCAUUUGGGCCACAAUCUACUGGAAGAGAUCAACCUGGAUGUGCUGGAAAGCCUUAGUAGCGUACAAGAGAUCUUGGUGGAUAACAAUCGCCUUACCUUUCUGGCAAAGGUGAAUGUGAGCUUCCCAAACCUGAAACGCGUAUCCAUUGAGGGCAAUCCUUGGCAGUGUCCUUGUUUUGUGAAACUACAACAAUGGUUAGCCACCAGGGAUGUUGUUUAUCUACGGGAAAAUACGGGCUACUAUAAGGGUGAACGACCCCUUUGCAUUGUGACUAAUGUGGAUUACUGUAUUCAAAAUCUGCAAGCAGUUCGAAGACUUGGAAUUUUAGGAGAUUUCCAGGGGGAACAGGUAGAGGCAGAUGCCUUUGACGACGAUGCCAGUGCAGCACAAGACUGAUUGCUUUUAAAAACUUAUGGAAUUCUAUUAGAAUACAUUUUUAAAGUUCAUGAUAAUCAUAUUACCCUAUAGGAUUUAAUAAAAACCCUAAGAA
This is a messenger RNA of Drosophila eugracilis, 1892 nucleotides long. Its product is annotated as insulin-like growth factor-binding protein complex acid labile subunit. The coding region runs from base 26 to 1798 and encodes 590 amino acids. The record is from RefSeq and is a predicted model, not a curated record. Lineage: Eukaryota; Metazoa; Arthropoda; Insecta; Diptera; Drosophilidae. Gene Ontology annotation, molecular function: protein binding. The transcript is spliced from 3 exons.